Messenger RNA from Magnolia sinica, 3153 nucleotides. Its product is annotated as G-type lectin S-receptor-like serine/threonine-protein kinase At4g27290. The transcript has 7 exons. Lineage: Eukaryota; Viridiplantae; Streptophyta; Magnoliopsida; Magnoliales; Magnoliaceae. Bases 41 to 2518 code for a protein of 825 amino acids. Gene Ontology annotation, biological process: protein phosphorylation; recognition of pollen. Gene Ontology annotation, molecular function: ATP binding; protein serine/threonine kinase activity. The record is from RefSeq and is a predicted model, not a curated record.
CCAUAUUCGUUACUAAAAUAUAAGUUUGGUGAGGCUAACCAUGGCAUGUUUGGACAUGGCUUUUCACAGUUCGUUCCCAAAUUCCCUUCUCAUUCUCUUCCUUCUCUUCCCAAUCUCCACUUCCAUUGACACAAUCACCCCUUCCCAAUCCAUCAAAGACGGCGAAACUCUCGUCUCCGCCGCCGGCAACUAUGAACUCGGCUUCUUCAGCCCCGGCAAGUCGACGGCCCGCUACGUCGGGAUAUGGUACAAGAAGGCUCCACAAGAGAAGCAGUACGUUUGGGUGGCGAACCGGGACGAUCCGCUCACGAAUUCAUCUAGCGUCCUAUCGAUCGGCAAUGAUGGAAAUCUAGCGAUCGUGAUCGCAGGGCGGCCCGUUUUCCAGAUCACAAACACUUCAACGGCUGUGAAUUAUGCAACCGCCAAGCUCCUGGAUUCGGGAAAUCUUGUUCUGCAAGAUAAUCAGAGCCGUUUGUUGUGGCAAAGCUUCGAUUAUCCGACGCAUACGAUGCUCCCAGGCGUGAAGCUUGGGCUGGAUCGGAAGACGGGCAAGAUCCGAGUCAUCACAUCGUGGAAAUCCGACGAUGAUCCGGGCACCGGGGACUAUGUUCUUCGGCUCGAUCCAAAUGGGUCCCCUCAGUUCUUCCUAUGGCAUAAAUCAGAACCGCUCUGGCGAAGUGGGCCAUGGAACGGUCUUGGAUUCAGCGGCGUUCCGUUGAUGAACCAUCAGAGCGUGGUCACUUACCAUUUCACGAUCGACGAUGAUGGGAUCUUCUAUUCGUAUGAUCUGAACAACGAUUCAAUCUUCUCCAGAUUGAUAUUGGACAGCUCAGGUUAUCUUCAACGGUUAGCAUGGCAAGAUGGUACGCCGCGAUGGACGCAAUUCUGGCGGGCCCCAGACGAUCAGUGCGAUGCCUAUGCGAAGUGUGGGACCUACAGUAGCUGUGAUGUGAACCGUGUGCUGAUGUGUGAGUGCUUGCAAGGGUUCAAGCCCAAGCUGCCACAAGCAUGGAAUCUGCGUGAUUGGUCAGGUGGGUGUAAUCGACGGCGGGGAUUGGCUUGUGGGGAGGGAGAUGGGUUUAAGAAAAUGGAGAAUAUCAAGCUACCCGAUACAAGACCCGCUCGGAUUGUUCAGGUAUCGAGUUUGAAGGAGUGUAGAGAUUUGUGCUUGAAGAACUGCUCUUGCACUGCUUAUGCAAGUGCUGAUAUAAAGAAUUGGGAAGGCAAGUGUUUGAUAUGGGGUGGGGAUUUGACUGAUCUGAAGCUGUAUUCCGACGGUGGGAUGGAUUUAUUCGUGCGUUUGGCGGGUUCGGAGCUCGGUUCAAACUCGAAGAAAAAGUUGGUGCUCAUACUCAUAUUGACGGUCAUUCCGGGGACGCUUUUCCUCGUUACAUGUGCCUAUUGCUUCUGGAAGAGGAAGAUUGAGAGAAAAGGAAAUGCAGGUGUAUCAAUGAGGGAGAGAAGGCAUGAUUACUUCUCAAAUGAGAGUGAGUUGCUGGAUGAGAGUGGGAAGAGCUCAGAGAUGCCAUUGUUUGAUCUUUUUGAAGUUGUGAAUGCUACUGACCACUUCUCCGAUUCAAAUAAGCUCGGUGAGGGCGGCUUUGGCCCUGUUUACAAGGGGAAGCUGAGGAAUGGUCAACAAAUAGCAGUGAAAAGGCUGUCGAGAAAUUCAGGACAAGGAAUAGAAGAAUUCAAAAAUGAGGUGGCACUUAUACAACAGCUGCAACACAGAAAUCUGGUUAGAAUACUUGGCUGUUGCAUUCAAGGAGAAGAAAAGAUGCUGAUUUAUGAGUACAUGCAAAACAAAAGCCUUGACUCUUUCAUCUUUGAUAAGACAAAAAGGGCACUGUUGGAUUGGAGAAAGCGAUUUGAUAUUAUCAUUGGGAUUGCUCGAGGGGUUCUUUAUCUUCAUCACGAUUCUAGGUUGAGAAUUAUUCACAGAGAUUUGAAAGCCAGCAACAUUCUUCUAGACGAUGAAAUGAUCCCCAAGAUAUCAGAUUUUGGUAUGGCGAGAAUUUUCGGCGGAAAUCAGACCCAAGCCAACACAAAUAGAGUGGUUGGCACAUAUGGCUACAUGUCGCCGGAGUAUGCGAUCGAUGGACUCUUCUCAGUGAAAUCAGAUGUGUUUAGCUUUGGGGUCUUAUUAUUAGAGAUUAUCAGUGGAAAAAGAAACAACAAUUACUAUAAUCAUGACUCCAAUUUAAUUGGACAUGCAUGGGAGCUAUGGAACGAAGGUAUGAAUUUGGAGCUAGUGGAUUCGAUGAUCAUUGAUUCAUGUCCCACCGACGAAGUCAAGAGAUGCAUCCAUGUGGGCCUUUUGUGUGUGCAAGAAAAUGCAACAAACAGGCCCACCAUGUUAUCAGUUGUAUCCAUGCUGGGUAAUGAAACUGCCAUGCCUACACCCCGGAAGCCUGCCUAUUCUAGUAAGAAGAAUAUCUUUGAUCCAGAUUCAUCCACGAGUUGGGCUGCAUCACGAUCCACCAAUGACAUUACAGUUACUGAGCUAGAAGCUCGAUAGGCAUGAAAGCUCACAUGAGGAGUUUGCAUAUCAAUCGAUGAUGUAGACUUGUUUAUAGAGGUUCAGCCUCUUGAAUUUCCACGUCUAUGCCGUUCAUUAGGUGGGAGCCACGCCGAAUUUAGUGCAACCUGAAUGUGAAGGCACGUGUGCCACACAUACUCGAGAAAUGUACGCCAUUGGCCAUACGUUUUUACCCGUCCUUCCUUUUGUACAUGUAUAGCUCAGCUGAAGAUGGGACCGAGUCUGCUUUAUAUUCUUUUAGCUCUGGGGAAGAUUUAUCUGUGGGGCCUACUUGAUGAACGGUGCUGAUCUCAUAAACGCUUGCCAUGGUGGCACAUGUGGUGCAAUUGUGUUUAUCAUUUACAGAUGGGCAUUUGCAGAUGGCAUUCCUAUCAUGAAGAUUACACGGGAAGGCCGAAAUUUUGAUUUUGUAAUAAGAUGAUUUUUAGUUAUGAAAAUACCAUAUGUUCUCUUGAAAAUUGUCCCCUUUGGUACACUCAAAGGUAUGACAUAUCUAAUAUUUAAUGUUAUAAUUGUGAUAUAAACGCUGUCAUUAAUAAUUUAUGUGUAGAAAUAAAAAUGUUUGAAACAUUAAUUUUAUUGAAAAAUGUGAAGAUUGUAGGGCUAUUUUGUUA